Messenger RNA from Artibeus jamaicensis (Jamaican fruit-eating bat), 1410 nucleotides. RefSeq names its product apurinic/apyrimidinic endodeoxyribonuclease 1 (gene APEX1). The transcript has 5 exons. The record is from RefSeq and is a predicted model, not a curated record. Gene Ontology annotation, molecular function: DNA-(apurinic or apyrimidinic site) endonuclease activity; endonuclease activity; DNA binding. Bases 167 to 1129 code for a protein of 320 amino acids. NCBI's taxonomy places the organism in Eukaryota, Metazoa, Chordata, Mammalia, Chiroptera, Phyllostomidae. Gene Ontology annotation, cellular component: nucleus. Gene Ontology annotation, biological process: base-excision repair.
UGCUCGGUCAGGAAGGAUCCUCGCUCCAACUUUAGUAGGUCACAUACUGGCCUGCUCUUCUUUUCCACAUCAGAAGGGCUUCUUUGGACGUCUGAUUGGCUAGCGCAACACGGUAAAAAUACUGCUUUGCUGGGUGACGUGGUGCAGGAGGGCAUUCGUUACAGUGAUGCCGAAGCGUGGGAAAAAGGGAGCGGUGGCAGAAGACGGAGAAGUGCCCAAGACUGAGCCAGAGGCCAAGAAGAGUAAAGCGGGAGAAGGAGCAAAGAAAAACGAAAAAGAGGCAGCAGGAGAAGGGUCAGUCUUGUAUGAGGACCCCCCAGAUAAGAAAACCUCACCCAGUGGCAAAUCAGCCACCCUCAAGAUCUGCUCCUGGAAUGUGGAUGGGCUUCGAGCCUGGAUUAAGAAGAAAGGUUUAGAUUGGGUAAAGGAAGAAGCCCCAGAUAUCCUGUGCUUACAAGAGACCAAAUGUUCAGAGAAUAAACUACCAGCUGAACUUCAAGAGCUGCCCGGACUAUCCCAUCAGUACUGGUCCGCUCCUUCAGACAAGGAAGGGUACAGUGGCGUGGGCCUACUCUCUCGCCAGUGCCCACUCAAAGUCUCUUAUGGCAUUGGCGAGGAGGAACAUGAUCAGGAAGGCCGAGUGAUUGUGGCUGAAUAUGAUGCAUUUGUGCUGGUAACAGCCUAUGUACCUAAUGCAGGUCGAGGUCUGGUACGCCUGGAGUACCGACAGCGCUGGGAUGAAGCCUUCCGUAAGUUCCUAAAGGGCAUGGCUUCCCGCAAGCCCCUCGUGCUAUGUGGGGAUCUCAAUGUGGCUCAUGAAGAAAUUGACCUUCGCAACCCCAAGGGAAACAAAAAGAAUGCUGGCUUCACUCCUCAAGAGCGACAAGGCUUUGGGGAAUUGCUGCAGGCUGUGCCACUGGUUGACAGUUUCCGGCACCUCUACCCCAGCACAGCUUAUGCCUACACCUUUUGGACCUACAUGAUGAAUGCUCGAUCCAAAAACGUUGGUUGGCGCCUUGAUUACUUUUUGAUGUCUCAUUCUCUGUUACCUGCAUUAUGUGACAGCAAGAUCCGUUCCAAGGCCUUGGGCAGUGACCACUGUCCCAUCACUUUAUACCUAGCACUGUGAUACCUCCCCCAAAUCAUUUUUAGCCUGGGAAAUAAGCCUCCUAAACUAGCUUUAAAAUGUCUUUGCUCUCUAGAGAAUUCUGCACUGGGAUUUACUUUCUAAAAAUAUGAAUCCUCCCUAGUGACAUGGGUUUCCUUUAAGCCCAAGGUUUUGUGGGUUUGUUUUUUGUUUUUUGGUUUUUUUUUUGCGUGAAUGAGUUUUUUUCUUUUUUUAACAUUAAACAAAAGCUGCUGGUGAUUUCCUUUGACCUGUCAGAGUGAAAAUAAAGAGCCAUAGUUUCA